Osmia bicornis bicornis is the source of this 6403-nucleotide messenger RNA. RefSeq names its product beta-1,3-galactosyltransferase 1-like. Lineage: Eukaryota; Metazoa; Arthropoda; Insecta; Hymenoptera; Megachilidae. The record is from RefSeq and is a predicted model, not a curated record. Gene Ontology annotation, molecular function: hexosyltransferase activity. Gene Ontology annotation, cellular component: membrane.
AUCUUUAGUCAACGUACUUUGCUUUCCAUCAACGCCACCUUUUUUCCGAUCAACUGAACGUAUACCUUAUGCGUGCUAACCCAAACUAUAUUUGUAUCAAGUGAUGUGAUUGGUGCAUAGCAGUGACUGGCAGUGACUACAGAUCCAGUGAGUUGAAUUUGUAUGCAACACUGUGCAUAGGUAAUAAGCGUGUCAUAACCAUAACCAGAAAGAAGCAGCAUAACCAAAGCAAAGAGUAGGUAUAAUAAGAGGUGACACUCUGAGAGAGAAACUACUUGCAGAAAGAGACAAAGUGAUACAACCCAUUUAAAGGUCCAUUCGGCAAUCUUCGUUUUCGACCGUGAACAGUCGUGAGCGCGCGACAAGUUUGUACUGUGGAUUUACGUAUAUAACCUAUAUUGUGGAAACUUCUUUGUCAGAAUGCUCCAAAAAGCAAGAGUUUAUGACAUUUCAGACCGUCAUAAACCGGGAAUUUUCUGGGGAAUCAAGGAGGGGAAGGAGUACAUUUUUUUAGAUUUCCUAAGAAUGGAGACUUGUAAGUAUUAUAAAGUCAUAAUAUGUGUGUAACAAUAUAAGAACUUAGGUACUAUAGAAACAGAAAUCUUGGAACAAUAACAUGCUUCAAGUAUAUACAUAUAUUCACAUGCCUGGCUUCGGGCAUGUGGUAGAGAAGAUCUUUCUGCUUCGAAAUAUGAACACUACCACAAGACCCGCAGAGUAUGUAGUAAGCAUUUAAAAUAAAAUGUACAUGGGUCCUUCCAAAUCCAGAUUAUUACCAACAGCAGUUCCAAAGUAGAUUGAGUCUGGUAUGAAUAUUAUAGAAGUAUUAAUUGUAUUAACCAUUUAAUUGUAGUAAUUGAGUAAGGAGUAUAUUGAUCUCCUAUUUUCAUAUCAGAUACAAAUAUUCAAGAAGAGAGCAGUAAUAAUCCUGAGUUUAAUACAUAUAUAAAUACAUAAGAAUAAAUAAUUUAGAUAAAUGAGAAUAAAUAUUUUUGUUCUUAUAUGUUUGAUCUUUAGCAAUUGCAGGUCCAUCUCAUCAGGGAGACAUUACAUCAAUCCAGACGAAUCCUUUUACAAUUAUUUAUUUACUCUAGAAAACAUCUUUUUUUCAAAUGCACGUUCUAUUUUACCACGCACCCAUGUAGGUAAAAAUAUGUAUCAUUUAUGUAGAAAUGUAACUGGUUUUAUUCCCCCUUGCGACAAUUUUCCUCUAGAAUAUUUAUUAAAAUUAUUUAUUAUAUUAAGGUAAUGCGAGCGUCGAGGCCGAACUUUGAAUUCCGCGUCGGUAAAACAGUCAACGUUUCAUCGAAAAUUAGGCCGAACAGAAACUGAUUUAAGCGCCACCUCAACUAUCACAUGCUAUACUACGUCACCUUUCGCAUACACUUAAAUGAUACGUGUAUGCUACGAUAGCUAUAUGUAUCGAUACAUAAUUAAACAAUACAGGACCAAAAUUAUUUAAUUAUUAUUUUUAAUUUUACAAUUAUUUAUUAAUCAAACGAACGAACUGCGCCCUACAGAAUGAACGAGAAACUAAAUUUCUGGUCUGUUUUACCUUGUUGACGUCUUUCGCGAGUGAACAAUCAACGAAAUCGUAGUUUUCAAAUUACUUCUACCUGGAGACUUGUACAUCAUCCCUUGGGUGCUCGUUUUAUUCUAUCCGACCCAAAGAAUAUCAGUCUGGUCCCUAUUUGGACAUACGAUUCACAGAAAUGUUUAUAUUACGAAUAAAUCAAUGCAGAAAUAAGGACGUAAUUUGAAAACUCGCGUCUAGGAAUUUCUCUAAAGACUGUCGGUAAAGUUUUCGACGCUCGCAUCACCUUAACCCAUCUUUUGGCGAAACCGUGCCCACUUAGCUUGACUUCGGUGAUCUUACGGGUACCGUUGUGUCAGAAGGAUAAUUAUAAUUAAAAAAUAAACAUGGUAUCUGUUGGAUCGAAAUACUAAUUCUUCUUCUAUGUUGUUUAAUACUAAUAAAACACUGAAUUAGGUAUAAUGCCUGUUGGCUCGAGUGUAUUCAAGCGUAUUAGUAUACCUACUUGUAAGCACAGGAAUUAACGCAAAACUUUUUUAAUUUUUACUGUUUAAUUAAACAUGUUAUUAGGAUUGUAUGAAACGUUUCAAAAUGGUUUAAUAAAUGAUCAAUUAUCUUCUUGGUAUAUGUAAAUUUUACGAUAAAAGUAAAUGGAGAACUAUCAAAUGCCACGUAAUGCAAUCAUCGCAUCUCAAAGAUGGAUAGAUUGCGACUAUUGCCAUUGGAAUUGCCAUCAGCUACCAAUAUAAAUAAUAAUGGAACAGUUAAAGGAAAAAUAUCAUUUGUUCGAAGAUUAGCAGUAGGAUUUGUCAUUUUAGCUACAUUAGGUUUAUUAUAUGUACCAGCAUACCAUUCUGCCCAAGGCCCACUUUUAGGCUUAGCACAAUUACCAGGAUGGGCAUAUAAUACUUCAAGAGAUCUAUGUGUAUACAUUCAUCCAGAAAAUACAACAUCAGUGUUAAAUCCUACUGGUAUAUGUUCUCCACCACCAUAUCUUCUUAUUGUUAUUUGUUCAGCUAUUACAAAUUUUAAAGCUAGGAUAGCCAUAAGAAAUACAUGGGCUAAUAAAAGUAACUUGGAUAAUGUAUACAAUUCAACAGUAAAAGUAGCAUUUCUUCUUGGACAAAGUGACAAUGAUACACUUAAUAACAUAAUAGCUGAAGAAAGUCAUCAAUUCAGUGACAUUAUUCAAGAAAAAUUUUAUGACACAUACAACAAUUUAACAUUAAAGUCUGUUAUGAUGUUGAAAUUGGUCAUCAAUUGUGGCCAAGCUAAAUAUCUCAUGAAAACAGAUGAUGAUAUAUUUGUAAAUAUUCCUACAUUAGUAAAGACAUUGGAAUCAAGAACACAAGCUACAAAUAUAUUAUUAGGAUCUCUGAUCUGUAAUGCUAAACCUAUUUUAGAUCCAAAAAAUAAAUGGUAUACACCAAAAUAUAUGUAUUCAGAAAAAAUGUAUCCUAAUUAUUUAUCGGGUACUGGGUACGUAAUGAGUUUAGACGUGGCAUUUAAGUUGUAUCGCGCAGCGUUAACAACGACACUACUUCAUUUAGAAGAUGUCUAUAUUACAGGACUUUGUGCAAAGCAUGCAAAGGUACGACCUGUAAAUCAUUCUGGCUUCAGUUAUAUUCCACGAAAAUUAGAUCCAUUCAUAUUAAAAAACGCUAUUACAGCACAUAAAGUUAAUGCCUCCAAUAUGUAUGUAAUAUGGAACAAGUUAAAUGAUACAAAUCUCUCUUGCAGUAAUCAUUCUCACACUGAUAAACAAUCAGUUACUUUAAGUCGAAGUAGUAGGAAUGUUGGAUAUUAUAUAGUAAAAAGAAGAAAUAUUAACAAAUGUGUUUAACUGUAAAGAACGUUUAUGUAUACUAUCUAAUUAUUGUUGAUUUAACUUAUUCAUGAUCUGAUUUUUCCUUUCUUUUUUUUUUCUUUUUUUUUUUUUUUUCUUUACAUAUUACUAUACAAUCUUUAAUAAUACUUCUUCAGUUGUUUUUAUGGCAAGAGAUAUUUGUAGUUGAUAUUUCAAUGAAAUUUUAUACAUUGUUUUCCCAUUUGAACAGCAAUAGGGUUUUAGGAUACAUUGUCAAUUAGAUUUCCUAUGCGAAUUAAUUUCUUUGCUAAUAUACAUAAAAGAUUACUGGCUAAGUGUCGGAUAGUUAUCUAAACAGAAUAGUAUUUGUCAAAUACUUUAAAUUCCAUCCGCUGCUUGAUAUUAAUUUUAUUUAAAAAUUAUUGGUAUCAAGAUAAGACAAAUAAGAAUCUCUAAAGGUGGUAUUAAAUAAUCCUGACAGUUUAACAUAUCAAAUUUCCGUUGUAACCCGAAGGAAAAAUUUUGGAAUUGAAUAAUACCUUCUUAAAUUCUUACGGGUUACACAUGCAUACUCGUAAAUUAUACGUUUGCUCUAGUGUAUUAUACUGUCUUUGAGAUCUGAUUAACUUUAAUAGGUAUGAUUAACGAUCGAUAAAUUUCGACUGUCAAUAAAAACCGCUUUAUAUUCUAUAUUAAUUUUAUGUAAAUAUUUCCAUAAUUAAUUACUUGCAUUUUAUUUUGAAUUAUUUUUGUUCUUUUACAAAAAUUGAGAGAUCUGUAAUAGACAAAUAAGAUUUUAACAUUCCGUUAUUAUAAUGGAGUAUUACGAACAUUCGCUUUAAGUAGAAUAUCAAAUUAAAUUCAUUGCUCAUCAUGUAUAAUUCAAAUUUUCAAAUGAUCAUUAUCAUCUAGGAUGUAAAACGAUAUGUAGAGGAUAAUGAACUAAAUACAUUAUAAGUGUAUUAUAUUACACUUAUUGUCUAAAUAAAAAGAAAUCUUUUCAGCAUGAAUAUUUAACUUGUACACAAUUCUGAAAGAAUUGUUAUUUAAAAGUUCGGUACAACGUAUUGAUUAAGACUAGUGAUAAUAAUAAUCAUAUUUCUAGUAAAUACUUGGACUCGAUUGAAUGAUAUUUAUAACAUAUUUUAAUGAUCAUGAACCUAAGAAUGGAUUUCACUUCUUGAUAAUCCUAAAACGAUCUACAUAAUUAGUGAGUCAAUGUUUGAAUCAAUUAUUAGCUCAAUUAAACAGUAUGAAUCAUACUGUAAUUCAUUAAGCUUGUCGAGUGAGGUCCGUUCACUUAUACAGCGAAACAACUCCACGGAGUAUUCUAGUGGCCUUAGAAAAUUUGUUUUAUUUUAUAUAAAUAUAUUGGAAAAAUUAUACUAGCAUGCUACUACGAAAUUUGGUGCUAAAUAGUACUUAAUUAUACAUUCGUUGUAUAUACUCUUGUAUAGAUUGUCGUUUGAUUUUUACACGAACUAAGUUUUCCAUACUAAGAAAGAUGUAUUUUUUAAAGUGAGAUUAAUGAUUCUUAAUCACAGACAUUCAUUAAAGAUAUUACUAUGCUUAUUUCUUUUCAAACGAGCUAUACGCAAGUAUAUGCAACAUUAAUAGACAUAAAAGUUUUAAGGUAAAUAUUAUGUCUAUAAAAUUGUUAAAAGAUCUGUGUCCACCAAUAAAUUCUAUAAAGAAAGAAAAAAAACUUUAAUAUUUAUAAAUUAUGUUUAAAAUUUGUUAUUCAUAUAUGUGUGUUCCCGAUUAAUUUUUGUUAAAAAAGGGAAAAAAACUGUAAAAAUUAUAAUAGUUUACAGUAAAAGUUUUAAUUAAUAACACCUUACCUACAAAAAUAUUAAUUAUAUAUUUAAAAAAUAAAUACAUAAAAGGUGUUUUACAUGCAUAACAAAAUGCGCACUGUAUGUAUACAAAUUUAUAUACAAUUACUGUAAAAAUUAUUACAUAUUUUUAUACAAAUAAUUUUUUAAUUACACGGGACCUUGCAAAUAUUUUAUAACAAAAUUCUAUUUUUCCCCACUUCUCAUUUAUUGUGCUUUUUCUUCUUUUUCUUUAAAAGCUCAGUUUAUCAACUGCAAUAUUAGGUGCCAUUAUGUUUUCUACAAUUGCUUCUACUUUGCUUUUACUACUUUCUUCUUCUGUAGAUUCUUCAGUAUCAAAAUGAACAGCUUUUAAACUUUCUGUUAUUUUAUUUAAUUUCUUUUUUUGUUUUUUAAGUAAUUUUAAUUUUUUUCUUUUUCUUAUUCGGGCAUUUAAUUGAUCGGCUUUGUGUUUUAAAUAUACAUGCGAUAAGUUCGAGAUACGUUCACUUACACACAUACCUGAAUCCCUUGUUUGAUCUGACUGUGCAGAUGUUUCAUCGCAAGAAAGUUUUGUAUGAAAUUACAUUCCAGUGUACUAAUGUCUUCAUCAGUGAAGUUAGAAUAACUGUGAAGUAGAAUAAUUUUUUUCUGAUUUCUUCAAUUUUUUUGCCUUAAAACCAUCCAUUUCUUCAUCCUCGCAUGUAUCGCUAAUACAUUUAAAUUGGUAAUCUUGAUUCUUCUUUUUUGAUCUUUUUUUUUUUUUUAUGCUUAAGCUCAUCAUUAAAAUUAUUUCUAUGAUAAUCAUUUGUUUGUUCUUGAAUCUUUCUUUUCAUCUUUUUUCCUAAUUUUUUACUCACAGCAAGCGAUAAAUCAUCAGUUACAUUAUCUGUCCCAUCUAUUUCUGUACUUUCAAUAUCAUCAGAUACAGAACUUCUCUUUUUCUUUCUUUACAUUUUUUACUCUUCUCUUUUUCUUCUAUCUUACUUCUUUACCUUUUCAUCAUUGUUUAUCACUUAACAUUACAUAAACAUUUAACCGAUGAGGUUAAGUUGUUUAUAACGUCUUCUAUUAUUUCUUCUUGCAGUUUAGACAUAUUAGGAACUAUUAAUUCUUCAGUAACAGGAUGGUGAGGCAAUAAUGUAAUUUCAUUGUUGUUAUCUAUUUCGUACUCAUUACUUUGAGAUUUAUUAUUAUUGUUCUCCCAACGUUUCUGCCAUGUUUCUAAUGCAUUUAUGUUUAAAACAA